Messenger RNA from Aureococcus anophagefferens, 801 nucleotides. RefSeq lists its product as hypothetical. The record is from RefSeq and is a predicted model, not a curated record. The annotation marks the transcript as partial. Lineage: Eukaryota; Pelagophyceae; Pelagomonadales; Pelagomonadaceae. Gene Ontology annotation, molecular function: ATP hydrolysis activity; ABC-type transporter activity; ATP binding. The transcript has a single exon.
AUGGCGUCGUCGUCGCUGGAGUACGAGCGCAUCACGUUCGUGCUGCGGCCGCGGCGCGGGCCGCGGAGGGUCAUCCUCGACGCCGUCUCCGGCCGCGCCGCCGCGGCGCAGACGACGGCCUUGAUGGGCCCCAGCGGGAGCGGGAAGACGACGCUGAUCCACGCGCUCGCCGGCACGCUGCGGUCGCGGGUGCCCGCGGAGCUGUCCGGCGCCGUCCGCGUCGACGGCGAGCCCGCGGGCGCGCGGCGGCGCUGCGCCGUCGUCGGCCAGGAGGACGCGCUCUUCCCGCUCUUCACGGUGCGGGAGACCCUGACGCUCUGCGCCGCGCUCACGCGCCGCGGCGAGGACCCGGACCGCGUCGCCGAGGCGACGCUGCGGCGCCUCGGGCUCGCCAAGGUCGCGGAGACGCGCGUCGGCGACCCCUCGGAGCCGCUGCUCCGCGGCGUCUCCGGCGGCGAGCGGCGCCGGCUGUCCAUCGGCUGCGAGUUGAUCGCGUCGCGCGGCGGCGUCGUGCUCCUGGACGAGCCGACGUCCUCGCUCGACGCGUACCAGGCCCUCUCCGUCGCGCGGUCCCUGAGCGGCCUCGCGCGGGAGUCGCGCGUCGCCGUGCUCCUGAGCGUGCACCAGCCCCGCGCGGAGAUCUGCCUGCUCCUCGACGAGCUCCAGCUCCUGAGCCGCGGCCGCGUCGUCUACUCGGGGCCCUUCGCGGCCGCGGAGCCGUGGUUCGCGGCGCUCGGCCACGCGGUGCCGCCGCGCUUCAACGCCAUGGACUUCCUGCUCGACGUGCUGGCCGUCGACGAC